AUGGAGGACGGCGAGGGGGCUGCAGUUGGAUGGGAGCAGAUCCGGACAGCAGGAGGCGCUGGGGAGAAGGCAGGAAUGGACAAGGACAGCACCGGGGCCAUGCCCAGGAGGCACCGGCUAGGCCCGGGGGCCCCUCCCACAGGGUCAGCCUCCGGAGGCCUCAAGGCAGCCAGUGAGACGGCAGAGCUGCAGAGGAGCCGGAGUAUGGGGGGCCUGCCCCAGAAGGGGAACCACCCCCCCCAGGUCCAGAAGCUCAGCACUGCGCCUCCGGAGUCGGCUGAGCGGGGAAGGCAGCUCAGAAGCGAGGCUGAGGAGCGCGGCUGCCAGGCCCCCCUGGAGGACGGCGAGCAGAACAAGGACCAGGCUGAGGAUGCCCUGGAGACGCCAGCGCCCGAGGAGGCAGGCGGGCCCCAGCACGGCGAGGAGGACCCUAAGGAAGCCCCCGACAGACGUGAACAGAAGCUCUCAGUGUUUGUGGAAGUUGAUCUAGGAGACCACACUGAGGAGGCGGCCACACGCACCACGAAAGAAGAGAAACUGGCCCAGGCGGACCUAGGGGACCUGUCAGGAGACGAGUGA
Molecule: messenger RNA, 579 nt
Organism: Sorex araneus (European shrew)
Lineage: Eukaryota; Metazoa; Chordata; Mammalia; Eulipotyphla; Soricidae
Gene: C1H13orf46
Product: chromosome 1 C13orf46 homolog
Exons: 6
Coding region: 1-579 (192 amino acids)
Source: RefSeq, a predicted model, not a curated record